Molecule: messenger RNA, 1653 nt
Organism: Plutella xylostella (diamondback moth)
Lineage: Eukaryota; Metazoa; Arthropoda; Insecta; Lepidoptera; Plutellidae
Source: RefSeq, a predicted model, not a curated record
GCAGACACUGGCUGGUAGAGCCAGUAUUUCAAACGUACCGACGACGCGCGGUCGCCAUGCGAGCCACAACGAAUUUUAAAACGAAAACGAACUUCCAAAUUCAAAAUUAGUGUGAAACACGCGAAGAAAAUCCUCCGUGGCGGGAAAAGUGCUAGUUUUGUUUUUAAUUUAAUUUUUUUAAAAAGCAAAACUUUAGUUUAGCAUAUGGCCAGUCCAAGGAUGCAAAGGAUUUUUCUUUUUAAUUUAUUUGUGUGGUUUUAAAGGAAUGUGGUUUUAGUGUCUUUAAACAAAAGGACUAGUGUGCAGUGCCUCAAGGAGUUUUUUUUAAUGUGGGCUGAGGUGUUGACCUUUGCAAAAGUUCCUUGUGUUUUGAAGGUUUUAAGUUCUUAUAAGACUGAGUCAUGUGGGGCACUGUAUUCGUCCUCCUCGCCACGGCCGCGACCGCGCGUCUGAAGCAACUUCCAUCUACCACAGAGCUAGCCACAACAGUAGCGACAGCCACAGACUCAGGCGACUGGCCGGGCGCGCUGGCCCCGCUGGACACACUCACCGUGUCCUGCCAGCCGGACAGCAUGCACGUCACCGUGGCCCUCGCGCCUACUAGUCAUGCUGAGCGGUACAGCUCCUCCACAUUCUCGGGCAUCGUGUACCCGGCGGGGCUGGGGUCUAACUCCAGCUGUCUCCGCGAGUACGUGUCGGCCAGCGGGGACCUGCAGUACCAGCUGCCUCUGAGAGGCUGCAACACCAUGGCUAAAGAUCUGGACGACGGCACAGUAGAAUACUUCAACAACAUCAUAGUCCAGCCACACCUCCGCCUGGUGACAGGACAGGGUCGCGGGUACCACGUGCGCUGCCGCUACCGGCGCCGCGAGCUCGCCCAGUACCACCACUACCACGGCGUGCGAACCGAUAGACUGACUAAUGCGCUGGACGAUAGCGAGCCAUACGAAUACGAUGAGGACUCUGGCUCCCUGCCGUCCGUCUCGAUGAAAAUAUACAAGGGGGAUCCCGAUCAAAAAGAGGUGGCAUCAAACGUGCGCAUCGGAGACACCCUCACCCUGGUGGUGCGGCUGGAGAAGCAGAAACAGUUCGGCCUGCUGGUGGCCGACUGCUCCGUGAGGGAUGGACUGGGCUGGGCCGAGCAGAGCCUUAUUAAUGAUGAUGGCUGCCCUCUAGACGGUGAGAUCAUGGGCCUGUUCCAGUACUCAAACGACCGGCAGGAGGCGCGAGUGUCGUUUCCGGCGCACAAGUUCCCGUAUACUGCUAGUGUGUACUACACGUGUGAGGUGAAGCUGUGUGACCUGCAGCAUCCUACUGAUUGUAUGCCGUGCUCCCACAAGGCGCGCAUGCGCCGCCAGGCCGAGGAGGGGUCCCCGGCCACGGUGGAGGUGUUCUCCGGCCUGUACGUCAACGAGGCGGACUCGCCCGACGCUGAUGACGUCACUAGCGAGAGGAAAGAAGACGAAAUCUGCAUAUCCCAGCGCAACUUCGCCAUCGGCAUCUGCAUAGCCGGAGUCAUCCUGAUGAUAUGUGUCAUCGCUGCCAUCGCCUUCAUACUCGCCAGGCGAAGAAGUCCGAAAACAUACUCGCGAACUGGCAGCUCUUUAUACAGCGGUCCUUACACUAACACUGGCUACUCACACACCAGUUAAU